Molecule: messenger RNA, 1599 nt
Organism: Sphenostylis stenocarpa
Lineage: Eukaryota; Viridiplantae; Streptophyta; Magnoliopsida; Fabales; Fabaceae
Source: the annotation of a GenBank genome assembly
AUGAAAAUAGAAAAGUACGAGGCUUUUAAAGAAGAGAUAAAGACAUUCAGGAAAGACAAGGCAUUCUCCAAGGAUCACCCAUCUCUCAUUGAGGUGAUUCAAGAAAGUAUCAUAGAUGAUGUAGAUAAUGUGAAAAUGCCUCUCCUUGUCUAUGUUGCUCGUGAGAAAAAGUGUUCGCAUCCCCACCAUUUCAAGGCUGGAGCCCUCAAUGUCCUUCUUCGUGUCUCUUCGCUGAUGAGUAACUCUCCGUACAUUCUUGUUCUAGAUUGUGACAUGUUCUGUAAUGAUCCAGCUUCAGCUCGAUAUGCCAUGUGUUUUCACCUUGAUCCAAAGAUAUCAUCCUCCUUGUCUUUUGUUCAAUUUCCUCAGAAAUUUCACAACAGUAGCAAGAAUGACAUCUAUGAUAGUCAGCUGAGGUCAUUAUUUACAGUACUAUGGCAAGGUAUGAAUGGACUUAAGGGACCUGCUUUGUCAGGUACAGGGUUUUAUAUAAAAAGGGUAUCACUGUAUGGAAACAGCACUAGGAAAGGAACUGAUCUGCUGAAACAAAAAGAACACUUUGGUUCAUCUAAUGAAUUCAUCGGAUCACUUGAUCAAAACUACUCAAGUGAUUUGGUAUCUGAUCAGAAAUAUGCAUUGCUAGAUGAACUUCACUUUUUGGCUUCUUGUAAGUAUGAAAUAGGCACUAAAUGGGGAAAAGAGGUUGGUUUCACAUAUGAUAGUGUAGUAGAAGAUUACCUAACUGGAUUUAUCUUGCAUUCUAAUGGAUGGACUUCAGUUUUCUGUGAACCAUCCAGGCCACAGUUCCUAGGUACAGCUACAACAAAUUUGAAUGAUGUACUAAUCCAAGGCACUAGAUGGUACAGUGGUUUGUUUGAAAAUGGUAUAAAUAGAUUUUGCCCCCUUAUAUAUUGGUCUACAAGGAUGCCCCUUCUUCAAUGUCUAUGUUUUGCAUGGCUCACAUAUUUCCCUCUUUAUUGCUUGCCCCUUUUGUGUCUUGCUACUAUCCCUCAGCUCAGUCUACUAAAUGGAAUACCCUUGUACCCUAAGGUUUCAGACCCUUUCUUCAUUAUCUUCAUAUUCAUCUUUCUAUCAUCUCUUCUAAAACAUUUGCAAGAAGUCUCUUUAACUGGUGGUACACUCCAUAAUUGGAUAAAUGAGCAGCGGAUCUGGAUGAUGAAAUCAGUGACUUGCCAUCUAUAUGGAUGUUUGGAUGCACUGUUAAAGAAAGUUGGUAUAAGAGAAGCUAGUUUCUUGCCCACAAAUAAAUUAGAUGAUGAUGAAAAAACUCUGCUAUAUGAAAUGGAUAAAUAUGAUUUCCAAGCAUCAAAUAUCUUUAUAGCACCAAUGCUUUUUCUCAUCACUAUCAACAUAUAUUGCUUAGUGGGAGGUGUCUACAGAGUGUUAUUGGUGGGUGACUGUGACAAAAUGUUUAUACAGAUUUUCCUUGCAGUUUAUAUAAUUACCAUCAACUACCCCAUCAUUGAAGGGCUCCUGAUAAGGAAGGACAAGGGAUGCAUUUCAAAGUUGGUUGCUAUUCCUGUUAUCUUGGCUACACUUGUUCUUUUGACAUUGAUUAAACUACUAGCAAAUGUUUAG